Messenger RNA from Geodia barretti, 3302 nucleotides. The record is from the annotation of a GenBank genome assembly. Lineage: Eukaryota; Metazoa; Porifera; Demospongiae; Tetractinellida; Geodiidae.
GUACGUGAUCGCCCCUGUUGUAGUGUCAGAGACGGUUAGGACGGCCAUAGAGACGCCCAACAAAAUACUUGAAUGGUAUAUACAGGCAAGGAGAGCGCAGUCAUGAGGUUUCCUGAACGAAUCGUUCCUGGUCUUUUGGCCGCGGUGGUGCUGUUGAUCAGUCAUGCAGGCUGUGUCCAGGACCAAGCUCCAGGAGAUGGUGUAGCGAUAUGUACUGAUGAGAUCCUUAAUGGAAUGCCGAAUCCGUUCUUUGUCAACCGCCCAGUGUACUCUGUCAAUGAACGACCUCUCAUGGACUCCAGAGACUAUAACCGCCUGCUUCAGGAAAGUGGCGACGCUUAUGUACCGUGGCAGAGCCUGGAUAGGGACAACAACAAUACUAUCGAUCUUGUAACUGAGUGGAUUCAAACUACAUCAAGUACAUGUGCUGGGACAGUGACAGUGUGUGGAUUCAGUGUUGGAGCUCAAGAUAACUGGCUCAUCACACAGCACAUCAACACAGUGCUACCAGGAGGAGGAGGAGAGAGAUUGAGGAAAGUGACUGUUCAGUUUGAGGGAACUCUCAAUGGAUGUGAUAUCAGUAGACAGUGCAGGCGAAGUUUUGAACUAUACAAAUGGGAGACUUCAGCCAUCGACAGAAAUGGAGCAACUAACACCAACAAUUACGUCAGAGUUGGUCGAGUCUCUACUGAAGUUACUAGUGGAGUCAUGUCCUUUGUUGGCUCUCAUGAUAUUGAAUUAGGCUCCGCAGGUGGUUUUUACUUGGGAGUUGUUGACUCGAGCACUUGUGUUAGUCUCACAAGAAUUCUAGUUCUCUACUAUGUGUGUCCAGAGGAGACAUCAGAACUCAUCUCCAGACCGGAGGCAAUUGAAUCCCAGUCUCUGGAAGGCUCACCUUCAGUGGAGGGAGAGUGUGUAGAGAACAGUUCCACAGAGUCUGGGGCUAAUCCUAUUCUCAUAUGUGGUCCUAGGGGACAGUGGCAGGUGAUAACACUUUGUCUCUGUAAUCCUGGAUAUCAGCUAAACAGUAGUCAGGACCAGUGCUCAGAGUGUCCAGAAGGAACCUUCUCAUCAGGACUGGGUAAUGGACCAUGUGAGACAUGUCCAGCUAACAGUGAAGGGAAUGGAACUGCUCUGAGCCUCUGUCCAUGUCUCCAGGACUACUACAGAGCUCCUUAUGAGGGGCCAUCCGUCCCCUGUACACAGUCGCCAGGACCUCCAUCUGAUGUCAGAGUGUCAAAUGUGACCAACACAUCAGCCGUCCUCUCCUGGUCUCCUCCUGAUAAUGGUGGAGGGAGACCUCUCUAUGAGAUAGUCUACACCAGUCACUGCCACUGACAGAGGAGGAAGUGGAGGAGAGAGAGUGGUGGUGAGUGAGGUGAAUGAUACAGAGACCAUUGUGACUGGACUGACUCCUGGUGUCCUCCCCUACACAUUCUCUGUAUCUGCUGAGAAUGAUGUCUCCUCUCAGGACAACAAUAUCAAUGCCAGGAGUCUCAGUACCACUGCCGACACUCAGGAAGGAGUUGGAGGGACAGUGACGGAGUUUGUGGUGGGAGAGAAUGGAGUGUUGAGCUGGUCUUCUCCAGUUCCUCCCAAUGGAUCAUUCUCUACUACAAUGUCAUCAUAUCCACAGCUGACUCUGGGCAACUGGUCACCAGAGUUGAGCAGUUGAAACGCCUCGACCAUUGAUGUCUCCAACUAUGGAAAUAUCAACAUGGACUACAAUGUUACCGUUCAGGCAGUGACGUCAGUUGGAGGAGGGGAUUUCUCAUCUCCAGUGACAGUAUCUCUGAGAGAGCCGUCACCUGAAUCCACCUCUGGCCCACCAGUCACUGCCAUAUCUGUUACUGUCAUUGUGGUCGUCAUCGUCUUCCUCGCUAUCAUUGUGGCCAGUCUUCUUGUCUACAUCUUCUGGUACCGAAUUCAUGUGAGGCACAAACCAUUAUUUGGGAUAGAGCUCCCCACCAAGGGUCAUCGUAUGUACGUCGACCCCAGUACCUACCAGCGUGUGGACGAGGCCGUGGAUGACUUUACCAAGGAGAUAGGGCCCAAGUCCAUCAACCUGACCGAGGAGAUAGGGAACGGAGAGUUUGGCAAUGUCUACCGAGGAGUCUGGAAGGUCGACAGGAAAGAGCAACUCAUGAUUGCCGUCAAGACUCUAAAGCCUGGAUCAUCUGUGAAGCUGAGGAAUGACUUCCUGACGGAGGCAUCCAUCAUGGGUCAGUUUGACCACCAGAACGUCAUCAAGCUCUACGGAGUGGUGACAAAGGUGGAGCCGGUCAUGAUUGUCAUGGAGUACAUGCAGAACGGUUCUCUCUACUACUACCUCAAGAAAAAGGACGAGCAGAUGAGCAGUACGCAGUUGGUGAGAAUGGCACUGGGUGUGGCUAAGGGAAUGGAGUACCUCUCUCAUGUCGGCUUUGUCCACAGAGUUCUGAGUAAGCUGGACAAUGGUCAUCGACUUCACAAACCAAAGUACAAAUUUAGUCACCUGAGUGUGGCCCACUGCAGGACUGCCCUGACACUGUCUACAAGUGCUAUGCUGGAGUGCUGGAACGCAGAGGCCAGGAAGAGACCAACGUUUGGGCAAGUGGUGAGAAUACUGGAGAUACUCCUGGAGGGAAACAUCGCUGAGGGGCCGAAGCCGAAGCCUCGAGCUGGAGUCAAGCCGGCGUCCACGAGGAGUCGUGAGGUGGUGAGUCCUCUGGAGUACCAGAGUGUGGAGGAGUGGCUCACCAGCAUCAAGAUGCAGAAGUACACGGACAACUUCCUGGAGUCUGGUCACACCACCGUUACCAGCUGCCUCGAGCUUACUGCUGACGACCUCACCAAGUAGGCUUGAGUGAUAUAUAGCUUUAGAAGUCGUAAUUACUAAUUUCUACACUUAAUGUUGAGGUCUGCCUUGUUAACAUGUUACUAGAGCAGAUUCGAACACUUACUUACCACCUGAGUUGCCCCAAUAGACUAGAUUUUUCUAUGGUGUCUUAGAUGUACGUAGUUUACGUGUGCUAUGCCUUUGCCUUGCAAGCUGUAUAUACCUCAUUGUAUAUGGCAGAUUACUGUCAGCCUUUCUACCGCACACAGGAUGGGAAUCUCACUGGCUGGUCAUCAGAACAAGAUCAUCUCCAGCAUUCGAAUUUGGAAGAGAUCAGUUUCAAAGACAGGAGUCCAUUCGUGUCUAGAAUCAAUGUAAUUGUGACCUGUGACUCUAGUGUGUUAAUUCGCUGCCUGUCUCUCUGUUCUUGUACCAUACUAUUUUCAGUUAUGUACGAUGUUUAAAAAAAGCACUGAUGUCUCUG